GAGACCGCGUCCACACCCACGCCCACCACCGCUCCUCCUCUCCCACAAAAGCGAGGAGGCCAAGGGGAAGCGCAUCCCGCCGCCGCGCAGGACGUAGGAGACCUCCCGGGCGCCGCCACCAUGUCGUCGAUGAUGUCCGCGCUGUCGAACUGGCUGGUGAACCCGCGCCGCAACCCGCUCGCGCGCCUCCACAUGCGCGCCGUCUCCUCGCGCCUCAGGAAAUACGGGCUGAGGUACGACGACCUGUACGAUCCGUACUUCGACCUGGACAUCAAGGAGGCGCUCGGGAGGCUGCCUAGGGAGGUGGUAGACGCCCGCAUCCAGCGCCUCAAGCGCGCCAUGGACCUCUCCAUGAAGCAUCAGUACCUCCCCGAGGACCUCCAGGCUGCACAAACUCCAUUCAGAGGCUAUUUGAGUGACAUGUUGGCUCUGGUGAAAAAGGAGAGUGCUGAGCGUGAAGCGCUGGGAGCCCUUCCGCUUUACCAGAGAACCAUUCCUUAAAAACGUGCUGCCUAGAAGCUAUCUCAAUUUUUCUCUUUACGGCACACCAAAAUGCAUGAAAUAAUAUGCAGUGGAUGAAACUGUUUUUUCCUUCCUACCAAGUUCCAUUUUACUUGUUGAUGCGCGUGUAGUUCUGUUUCCCGCCCUCUAAUUAAUGGGAAGAAAUGAUAUGUUCAACCCAUAUUAACUUGUUAUGGAAGUCUUCGGCAGCUGGGUAACUGUUACAGCCUUAUGUUGUUUGAUCU
Panicum hallii is the source of this 746-nucleotide messenger RNA. RefSeq names its product cytochrome b-c1 complex subunit 7-like. Lineage: Eukaryota; Viridiplantae; Streptophyta; Magnoliopsida; Poales; Poaceae. The record is from RefSeq and is a predicted model, not a curated record. Gene Ontology annotation, biological process: mitochondrial electron transport, ubiquinol to cytochrome c. The coding region runs from base 121 to 501 and encodes 126 amino acids. The transcript has 4 exons.